Messenger RNA from Helianthus annuus (common sunflower), 1509 nucleotides. Its product is annotated as protein TPX2. Gene Ontology annotation, cellular component: nuclear microtubule; mitotic spindle. Gene Ontology annotation, molecular function: protein kinase activator activity; microtubule binding. The record is from RefSeq and is a predicted model, not a curated record. The coding region runs from base 163 to 1137 and encodes 324 amino acids. Gene Ontology annotation, biological process: regulation of mitotic spindle organization; activation of protein kinase activity; mitotic spindle assembly. Lineage: Eukaryota; Viridiplantae; Streptophyta; Magnoliopsida; Asterales; Asteraceae. The transcript has 9 exons.
AAUAUUUCGAGGUUCCAUUUCAAGAAUUCAUAUUCUCUAAUAAUAUCCCCCUCUUUCUAAUAUCACAUUCGGUGGUUUCAAAAAUCAAUCGGAGACACCUCUCGAACCGGCAUAUUCUGCAGUCUUCCUCCGCCGUCCGCUACCGUUUAUUUCCGGUAAACGAUGACGGAGGAUUAUGUUGAAGGUGACGCCGCCUCGUAUUCGGAAUCAGAUAUUGAUUCCGAAUACGAGUUUGAUGCUCCUCAAUUUUAUGAUUUUUCUAAAGAUGAGACCGAAUCGGAGGCUGAAGAUGCUGAAAACUGGUUCCGAUCCGCUCAUGAAUAUCCACCUUCACCUUUUCUUGUGAAGUAUAAGUUGAUGAAGGCAGCCAAAAAAAUUCGUAUGAAACCUCACAAUACCACAUCCACAAAUAAAGAAGCUAAUAAAAAAACUAGUACAUCCAGCAAUUCAGAUUGUGACAUUGAUCAUAAAGCUGCCACAAGAGAAGUCAAAGACAAAGUCAAAGGUGUGAAGCAUCAUAGUCAUAUUCCACAGAAUAAAAUGAAAGCUAAAUCAAAGUCUGCAGUCAACUUACCUAAACUAAGCGGUUCAUCGUUCAUGAAACCUACUGCUAGUCAUUUGGCGAAGCAAAAUAAAGAGAGUAAUGACAUACAUUCGGGUGGCGGUUGUGGAAGGCUGCAGAAGCCGUUCGUUAGUGCAGGUGAGAAGUUACGGUCUCCUAUCCGAUGCCAAAACCAAACCACCAAAAGACAGAAGCUAGAAUUCGGUUAUUUGCGUAAGGCUGCACAAUUAAAGCACCGGCCUACAUUUUCGCACAAGGUUGCUAAGAAGGCUGCAAAAUUGGAAGGUAGCUCAAAUUUUAGUGUUAAAACUACUAUUCCCAAAACACCUGCAUUGGUAACACAAGAGAGAGCUCAAAGGUUACAGGAUAAGUAUAACUCAGUUCUACAACCGAAAGCGAUUCAUGCUGUUAGAGCACGGCCAUUGAAUAGAAAAGUCGGUGAUUGCAAUUUACUGCGACAGACUCUCGAUGCUCUUAAGUUGCCCCAUCGUACGAAGAGCAUGAGUCAGUCAAAUGAGUUUCAAACAAAGCUCUGGAAAUACUGGAAAGAAAGACAAAUGCAGACCAUCAAAUAAAGUACAAGCUUGUACAAUUUACUGCUGCAGGAGCAUGAAUAGCGGUCGACGUUUACAAUGAAGGUUGUUUGAAGAUUAUUCGGGAUGAAGAUAAACAUGCAAUGUGCACAAGUUGUUUUGUAUUUCGACUUCUAAGUAUGGAUAAAAAACACUUGCGGCGGAAUCUUUAACAUUAGUUCAUUGUCAUGUAUAAGAAAGCCUAGGUACCAAACCAAAGGCGGUAUGAUCCCAAAACACACGACGAAUAAACCUUUUGAUAAACAAAACAUAGUAGAUGCUCUUAUACAUCAAGAUCUUUUGUGUAAUGAACAGUUUGUGUUUUAUAAGUUGGUGUUGGAUUGUGAUAAAAAGACAUAUCAUACGAUUUUCGAA